UCCGCCUCGAGCGUGUAGCUUCCGGGUCAACUCGUACAUGCGAGCACUGACAGCAGCAGAUGUAGCACCGUCGUACAGCUCUUAUUUUGUCAUGAACAGGAAUAUUUAACGCGUUAUCGCGCAGAAAAAUAUACACCUGAUAUUCCCGGACGUUUCACCACUUAGAAGUCGGCUACAGUUUAUUCAAAAUGGUGUUUUAUUUCACAAGUGCCGUGGUCGAGCCGCCCUACACUAUCUACAUGGGAAAGGACAAAUAUGAAAAUGAAGAUCUAAUUAAAUAUGGAUGGCCUGAAGACAUCUGGUUUCAUGUGGAUAAACUGUCCUCAGCCCACGUUUACCUGAGAAUGCCAAAGGGUCUGACCAUAAAUGACAUUCCCAAGGAGGUGCUGAUCGACUGUGCGCAGCUUGUGAAGAACAACAGCAUCCAAGGCUGUAAAAUGAACAACAUCAAUGUGGUUUACACACCGUGGGGCAACCUGAAAAAGACUGGAGACAUGGACGUGGGACAGAUCGGCUUCCAUCGACAGAAAGAGGUGAAGAUUGUGGCAGUGGAGAAGAAGAUCAACGAGAUCAUAAACCGGCUGGAGAAAACGAAAGACGAGCGGUACCCAGACCUGGCAGCAGAGAAAGAGUCAAGAGACCAAGAGGAGAGGAAUGAGAAGAAAGCCCAGCUCCAAGAGCAGAAGAGGAAAGAGAAGGAAGAGCUGAAAAGGAAAAAAGAGAUGGAGGAACUUAGGAACUAUUCUUCGUUGAUGAAGAGCGACAAUAUGACCAGUAAUGAGGCGGGCUACGAUUCUGACGACUUCAUGUGAAGAACAAGGCAAAACGAGCAGACAGUAUCAUCCUCCAGCAGUCACGUCUGCUGUUGGGACACUUCCCGCUGCUUUGCCUACUGUAACAGUGCAUUGACAUUGUACAAAGACAAAUGGAAACUUAGCUUUUGGACACUCGGAGCAGCAAGCGAGCCAGUGAGAGAGAGAGCGGGGACUUUUCUGUAUGCUGAUUGGUUCAAACACUGCUUCCAGACCAAACCGAUUUGGUUGGCCUCUGCAAAAUGGGACAACAUUGUAGCAGCAACAUAGGACAUCAACGUUAAAGCAAUGCUGAAGAUUGUUGCUAACAAACCUUACACGCAGCAGAUCAGUUUUGAUCGGGUUUUCGCUGUAAUGUCCAGUCAUGCUGGUAUCUGUAGGGGAUACUAAAGCAAGUGGCCCAUUCUGGCUGCAGGAUAAAUCAUCCUUCUAUUCACGUUCUUCAUACUUAAUUUGCUCAUUGCCAUUGCAUGUCAGAUUCCAUAACAAGCAAUCCAGUGUAUGCAUUAAAUUCACUGUUCUGAUUAGUUAUUGGCACCUCUUGCAUUUUUGUCUACAAGCCACCACUCAAAAAUGUGGUAAAAUUUUUAACAACUUUAAAAGAUUUUGAGUUAUCAGCAAAAUUGCAAGGGGUACCAUGACAAAUGUUUGAAGCUCUUCUAGCUUUUGUGAUUCAGUCAUUUAGACUAAAGGGGAAUGACUGUGUUCAUGUAAUGAAUGAGCUGCUCUGAGACAAAAGAUGUUGAUGUGUCUUGGCAUUUUGGGUGAAAAUGUUUUUGUCUUGAGCAUUUGAACACCUUAAAUGUAUCUUUGUUAUGACUACAUGUGCUGUCAUUAAUUAAAGCUACCCCUUCCCCACAGUUUUUUUUUCUACCUAACCAGCAGGAUUUAAAACUCUUAAUCCACAUUAAAGUUUGAUUAUAAGACUGUU
This is a messenger RNA of Myripristis murdjan (pinecone soldierfish), 1743 nucleotides long. It is a transcript of the gene ccdc25, whose product is annotated as coiled-coil domain containing 25. The transcript has 9 exons. Lineage: Eukaryota; Metazoa; Chordata; Actinopteri; Holocentriformes; Holocentridae. Bases 189 to 812 code for a protein of 207 amino acids. The record is from RefSeq and is a predicted model, not a curated record.